GCCUCUUGUCUUGCGCUUCAGUUUUUUUUUUUUUUCAAAUUCACCGAAUGAGCACCGAAGACGACUCGUUCUCCUUGUCUGCCGACACACUGGCCGCGCUUCAGUCAUUCCUUGACGAGAAGGAGGCGAUGGACACGUCGUUCGAGCGGCUAAAGGAAAAGGCAGAGCAAGACUUUGAUGACAAGCAGCUGGAGGUUACCAUGGAUAUGUUCCAGGAGGACUGGCAGCUAAGCCAGUUUUGGUACGACGACGCAACCGCCAACUUCCUGGCCGACACAGCUCUCCGGCACACAGAAGAAUCCGACUAUGUAGCUUUCAUAAGUGCGCCCACUGCCUAUGUCGCUUUGCGUCGCAAGGACGCUGCACGGCCGCGCGCCUAUGUGUUUGAGAUUGACCAGCGCUUUAGUGUAUUCAAGGACCAGUUCGUGCUCUACGACUACAACAAACCAUUUGAUUUCACAGGCGCCGAGUCGCUAAAGGGCAGAUUCAAGUUCAUUUACACCGAUCCGCCAUUCCUGAACAGAGACUGCCUGGGGAAGAUGAUCGAGACCAUGAAGUUUUUGGCUGCGCCUGAUUGCAAGGUGAUGAUUGUCACUGGUGCGGUGAUGCAGAGGCAGGCCAGCGAGGAUAUUGGUGCGCGCGCUACCGGGUUUGCGCCGACACAUCGUGGCGGGCUGUCAAACGAGUUUCUGUGCUACACCACGUUUGAAGACGAUCACCUCAAGUGGAUUUAAGGCUACCACAACCCACUAGACCUAGCAUAGUUUCUAUUGUAAUGAGACCCAUGAAGUACCCUAUUGUACAACCUCAUCAGCAGUAAAUACAUGUCCG
This is a messenger RNA of Linderina pennispora, 831 nucleotides long. RefSeq lists its product as uncharacterized. Gene Ontology annotation, biological process: methylation. The transcript has a single exon. Gene Ontology annotation, molecular function: nucleic acid binding; protein-lysine N-methyltransferase activity. The coding region runs from base 48 to 734 and encodes 228 amino acids. The record is from RefSeq and is a predicted model, not a curated record. NCBI's taxonomy places the organism in Eukaryota, Fungi, Kickxellomycota, Kickxellomycetes, Kickxellales, Kickxellaceae.